Molecule: messenger RNA, 999 nt
Organism: Mucor mucedo
Lineage: Eukaryota; Fungi; Mucoromycota; Mucoromycetes; Mucorales; Mucoraceae
Product: tryptophan synthase beta subunit-like PLP-dependent enzyme
Exons: 2
Coding region: 1-999 (332 amino acids)
Cellular component (GO): cytoplasm
Molecular function (GO): cysteine synthase activity
Source: RefSeq, a predicted model, not a curated record
AUGUCACCUUCAACAAGUCAAGCUCUGGUAAUCGGCUUAUUAUCAGGUGCAGCUAUGACUGUACUUGCUACAGGAUUAUUUUCUUACUGGAGACCCGAGACAAAAGCUGAAGAAGUUAAACAUGAAGAAGAAAUGCAACCUGACAUUGUGGACGGUGUUGCAGGCUUAAUUGGAAACACCCCUCUUAUGAAAAUCAAAAGUCUUUCUGAAGCAACAGGCUGUCUUAUUUUAUUUUUAAAUCCCGGUGGUAGUUCUAAAGACAGAGUAGCAUUAAAUAUGAUUAAGACAGCAGAAGAAAGCGGUAUUUUAAAGCCCCAUACAGGAAGCACUGUGUUUGAAGGUACAGUAGGAUCCACUGGCAUUUCAAUUGCCAUGAUUGCUCGUGCCAAGGGAUACAAGGCCUGGAUUGUCAUGCCGGAUGAUCAAGCCGUCGAAAAAUAUCAAUUAUUAGAAAAAUUAGGAGCCACCGUUGAAAAAGUCAGGCCUUGCAGUAUCAUUGAUAAGAAACAAUUUGUCAAUCUUGCUAGGGAAAGAGCCUCCAAGUUUGGCGAAGGAGAAGCUACCGGUUAUUUUGCCGAUCAAUUUGAAAACGAAGCCAACUUUCAAGCUCAUUAUACGUUCACCGGCCCUGAAAUUUAUCGUCAAACUGCUGGUAAAAUCGAUGCUUUAGUAUUAGGUGCUGGUACAGGUGGCACUUUAUCCGGUAUCACCUGUUUCUUAAAGGAACACGUUAAGAAUAUGAAGGUCUUUUUAGCUGAUCCUCAAGGUUCUGGAUUAUACAACAAGGUUAAAUACAAUGUCAUGUACGCACCCACAGAACAGGAAGGAAACAGAAGAAGACAUCAGGUCGAUACCGUAGUGGAAGGUAUUGGGAUCAACAGAUUGACCCAAAACUUUGACAGAGGAAGACGUUAUAUCGAUGAUGCUUUCCGUGUCACGGAUGAGGAAGCCAUUAAAAUGUCUCGGUACCUUGUGCGUGAAGAUGGUAAUGAAAUAUGA